CUCGCCGGCUCCCGCGUUCCCGCCGCGCCCCGCGCCCGGUCCCUAUGGAGGCGCCGCUCGCCGGCGAGGCCGAAGAUCAUGCCUAGGAGGGCCGGGAGCGGGCAGCUGCCGCUACCCCGGGGCUGGGAGGAGGCCAGGGACUACGACGGCAAGGUCUUCUAUAUCGACCACAACACCAGGAAGACCAGCUGGAUCGAUCCCCGGGACAGGUUAACGAAGCCCCUGUCGUUCGCCGACUGUGUCGGGGAUGAGCUGCCUUGGGGAUGGGAAGCAGGGUUUGACCCGCAGAUUGGUGCCUACUACAUCGACCACAUCAACAAAACCACACAGAUUGAAGAUCCGAGAAAGCAGUGGCGGGGCGAGCAGGAGAAGAUGCUGAAGGACUAUCUCUCCGUGGCCCAGGACGCUCUCAGGACGCAGAAGGAGCUGUACCACGUGAAGGAACAGAGGCUGGCGCUGGCCCUGGACGAGUAUGUGCGCCUAAACGACGCCUACAAGGAGAAGUCAAGCUCUCGCACAAGCCUCUUCUCAGGGUCUUCGUCUAGCACUAAAUAUGACCCCGAUAUUUUAAAAGCUGAGAUCUCCACCACGCGAUUAAGGGUUAAAAAGCUGAAGAGAGAACUCUCCCAGAUGAAGCAAGAACUUCUCUAUAAACAGCAAGGCUUUGAAACACUGCAACAAAUUGAUGAAAAGAUGUCUGGCGGCCAGAGCGGGUAUGAACUUAGUGAAGCCAAGGCCAUCCUCACGGAACUGAAAUCUAUCAGAAAAGCCAUCAGCUCAGGAGAAAAAGAAAAGCAAGAUCUGAUGCAGAGUCUUGCCAAGCUGCAGGAGCGCUUUCAUUUGGAUCAGAACAUGGGCAGUUCCGAGCCAGAUCUAAGAUCGAGUCCUGUGAGCUCGCAUCUCUCUCUGUCCAGACAGACCCUUGAUGCUGGGUCACAGACGAGCAUUUCUGGAGACGUUGGGGUGCGAGGCAGAUCAAAUCUAGCUGAAAAGGUCAGGCUCAGUCUCCAGUAUGAAGGAGCUAAAAGAAGCAUGGCUAACUUGAAAGUCGAGCUGUCAAAGCUGGACAGCGAGGCCUGGCCUGGGGCCCUGGAUGUGGAGAAGGAGAAGCUGACGCUGCUACAUGAGAAAGAAGAGCUUUUGAAAGAGCUGCAGUUCAUCACCCCACAGAGACGCACGCAGGACGAGCUGCAGCGCCUGGAAGCAGAGCGCCAGCGCCUGGAGGAGGAGCUGAUGUCUGCGCGGGGCGUGCCGAGCAGGGCCCUGACCGAGAGAUUGAAAUUGGAAGAGAAAAGAAAAGAGCUGCUACAGAAACUUGAAGAAACGACUAAACUAACUACUUACUUGUAUUCACAACUUAAAAGCCUCUCCUCCAGCACACUGUCCAUGUCAUCCGGGAGCAGUCUGGGCUCGCUGGCCUCCAGUCGGGGCUCUCUGAACACCUCCAGCAGAGGGUCUCUCAACUCCCUCAGUUCCAGUGAACUCUAUUAUAGCAGCCAGGGAGACCAGAUGGACCCAGAUUAUCAGUAUAAACUGGACUUCCUUCUUCAAGAGAAGGGCGGCUACAUUCCUUCCGGACCCAUCACCACCAUCCACGAAAACGAGGUGGUCAAGACCCCCAGCCAGCCUGGCCAGAGCGGACUCUGUGGGGUGGCAGCCGCAGCGACCAGCCACACUCCCCCGCUGACGGAGGCCUCCAAGUCUGUGACAUCCCUCUCCUCCAGGUCCUCCCUCUCCUCCUUGUCCCCUCCCGGCUCUCCUCUGGUCUUGGAGAGCACGUUCCCGGGGUCUUCUCACGACACCCCUCUGCACCAGUUCACUGCUGACUUUGAGGACUGUGAACUGAGCGGCCACUUUGCUGACCUCGGCCUCGGUGAAAACCAGAUCCUGCCGGAUUCAGACCCGGGAGGAGCAUCCCAGUCUCUCCUCGAGGAUAAAGACCUUGACGAGUGCACUGGGGACCUGCUGUGUGGAGGAACACCAGAUGUGGAAAAGUCGUUACCCAAAAGAAGAGGAAUCCAUCUGCGAGGAGACAAAACUGCUUGUGUGUCAGCGGCUGCCUCUGAUGAAUCCGUGGCUGGAGACAGUGGGGUCUAUGAAGCCUCCAUGAAACAGCCUGGUGAAAUCGAGGAUGGUCCCUAUGGUGAAGAGGAUGCUACCAUUGUGGAGACUGCCCAGGUGCAGAUCGGACUCAGAUACGAUACAAAAAGUUCAAGUUUCAUGGUGAUUGUAGCACAACUCCGAAAUCUUCAUGCCUUCUUGAUACCUCAUUCUUCAAAAGUGUAUUGUAGGGUUGCUGUGCUUCCCUCCUCCGCGGAUGUUAGCUGUCUGUUUCGAACGAAAGUCCAUCCUCCCACCGAGUCCGUGCUGUACAGUGAUGUGUUCAGGGUGGCCAUUUCUCAGGCAGCCCUGCAACAGAAGACCCUGAGGGUUGAUCUCUGCUCUGUCAGUAAACACCACAGGGAGGAAUGCCUGGCUGGGACGCAGAUCAGCCUGGCAGAUUUACCAUUUUCCAAUGAAAUUUUCAUGCUGUGGUAUAAUUUACUUCCUUCCAAGCAAAUGUCUUGCAAGAAGAAUGAAGAAGAAAAUGAGGAGGCUGUAGCUCGGUCAAACCGGCCAGAACUGGAUCCUAUAGACUUGGAUGCCGUGUCAGCCUUACUUGCAAGAACUUCAGCGGAGCUGUUGGCUGUGGAGCAAGAACUGGCCCAGGAGGAGGAGGAGGAGGAGGAGGACCUGAGGCCCGAAGAGCAGCUGAGGCCAGGGAGAGACUGCCUGACGAUGCUAAGAGAGGCCUCUGACGAAGCUGCGGCUGUGAAGGAGGCUGAGGUUCGCCUGGCAGAGGGCAGUCGCUGCAGAGAAAACCCAAGUUCAUGCUCCGGCAGGCCUGGCACGAGCGAAGACCAGUGUAGGAAAGAAACUGAGCGUGCUGAAGACCCUAGCCAGCCACCAACUGGAAUUCCCACCCUGGUCGAUAAGGAGACGAACACUGACGAAGCAGCUGACAGCAAUAUGGCAGUUCGCCCCAAAGACCGUAGCAGCCUGAACUCUCGGCAGCAUCCCUUCAUGAGAAGCAGCGUGAUUGUGCGCUCACAAACCUUCUCCCCAGGCGAGCGGAGCCAGUAUAUCUGCAGGCUAAAUCGGAGUGACAGCGACAGUUCAACCUUGGCCAAAAAGUCACUGUUUGUGAGAAACUCCACUGAGCGGCGCAGUUUGCGGGUCAAAAGGGCCGUGUGCCAGCCCACCCUCAGGAGGACUGCUCAGGAGUGCCCCGUGCGCACAUCUCUGGACUUGGAGCUGGACUUACAGGCCUCACUGACCCGCCAGAGUCGUCUCAACGAUGAGCUGCAGGCCCUGAGAGGCUUACGGCAGAAGCUGGAGGAGCUGAAAGCUCAGGGAGAAACUGAUCUUCCCCCGGGUGUGCUGGAAGAUGAGAGAUUCCAGAAGCUUCUGAAGCAAGCAGAGAAGCAGGCUGAGCAGACAGAGGAAGAACAGAAGCAGGGCCUGAAUGCAGAGAAGUUGAUGAGGCAGGUCUCCAAGGACGUGUGCCGCCUGCGGGAGCAGAGCCAGAAGGUGCCUCGGCAGGUGCAGUCCUUCAGGGAGAAGAUAGCCUACUUCACACGCGCGAAGAUCAGCAUCCCGUCCCUGCCCGCUGAUGACGUGUGACCCGAGGCUUAACACUACUUGUCACUGGCUCACUUUCCGAGGGAGGGUCAAAGACUGAACAUUUACUUUGUUGUUGUUGUUGUUGUUUAUUUUGUGUUGGGGGGCAGGGCUUUUGUUUCCUGUAACGUAACUGUCAACUCUUGAAGAACUUUCAUUUCACGCCAAUUUCAUCAGGUUAAUUUGUAAAGUACUCUGAAUGUAACUCUUACAUACUUUGAGAAGGAAAAAAAAAUCACAUAACCAAAAUGGGGUAAUCUGGUUCAUAAGCAUUGUACAGUCCGUAUGUGUUACCAGUGGGCUUGACUGUGCAGAAUGGAACGGUGCCUAGUGUCUGCCGGCUGAGCCGACUGCAGGAGGCAGCUGUCCAGCAGCCCUGAGACUGGUGCCACAGCAUACCCCUUAGCUAGAGAGC
Molecule: messenger RNA, 4075 nt
Organism: Acomys russatus (golden spiny mouse)
Lineage: Eukaryota; Metazoa; Chordata; Mammalia; Rodentia; Muridae
Gene: Wwc2
Product: WW and C2 domain containing 2
Biological process (GO): cell migration; regulation of DNA-templated transcription; negative regulation of organ growth
Cellular component (GO): cytoplasm
Molecular function (GO): kinase binding; molecular adaptor activity
Source: RefSeq, a predicted model, not a curated record